UGCCGUCCGAUCGAGAUCGGAGGGCUCCGAAACCCCUCAAAACCCCCAACCCUAGCCUCCCUGCCUUAUAUAAACACCCCCCAUGUCAAUUUUGGCCUCCUCCACCCUCCCACCUUGGUUCUCGCGCCCCCAAUCAUCAGCCGCCGCCGCCCUCAUCGUUUUCCGCGCCGGCCCGCUCCGCCGCCGCCACUUGGCGCUCCUCCCGCGCCUCCACCUCGCCACCGCCACGUGGCGCCACCCUAGUGGGCAGCGCCGCCGCAGUAGCCUCCCUCGCCCACUCCCCGUUCGCCACCUGUCCUCCCCGCGCCUCCCAGCCGCGCGCCCCGCCCAGGCCCGGGGCGAGCCCGCGAAGCCCAUCGGGGCCCGAGCGCUCCGCCGCCGCCUGGUCCCGAGCGUCUCCCGCUCCGAAGCCCCGCCGCCCGACCUCACCAGCGCCUCCGCCCCGCUGCCCCUCUACCUCGUCGCCUCGCCUCCGCCGGCGAGCACCGCGCCGGUGCCGUCGCCGUCCCGAACCCCGCAGGAGCCGCCGUCGCCGGAGUUUCCUCGCCGCUGCCCCGUUGCGAGUUGCGCCGGAUCCGGCCGGAACGGGUCCGGAGCGACCGGAUCUGGUCGUCCCCAACGCCCCUCGACCUUCCUGCCGUUGCGGCGCCCUCGCCGGCGUGCGUCAACGCCGCCGCCUCUGCCUUCUUCGUGCGGGCACGGGAGGAGGACGACUCCCCAGCCGGCCACGUGGGCCUCGUGGCCCAUCCCUGCAUUCGGCCCACCUCCUCCAGAUCCAGCCCAGCACCAGAUCUGGCCCAAGGCCUCUUUGAUGAGCACCCACAUGCUAUCCUGCGCCCCCUGCGCACUAUUGGUUCUCGCGCCGGCCCGUGUGGUUCAGUUUCGGCCUGUUUAG
Messenger RNA from Triticum aestivum (bread wheat), 895 nucleotides. RefSeq names its product extensin-like. NCBI's taxonomy places the organism in Eukaryota, Viridiplantae, Streptophyta, Magnoliopsida, Poales, Poaceae. The transcript is spliced from 2 exons. The record is from RefSeq and is a predicted model, not a curated record. The coding region runs from base 83 to 895 and encodes 270 amino acids.